AUGUGCAGCGACUGGUUUGCCGUGAGCAUCGCCUUCACGCUCCAGUAUGCGCUCGUGCUACUUCGACUGGACGGGCUCCUCGGCUUUGGCUGGGGCUAUGUCUUUAUACCCACAUGGCUGCUACUAGGCCUUGUACUGGCCGGUCUUGGGUUUCUGAUGUUUCUUCUGCUCGAUGAUAACGACACGUCAUCGUCCAACUUGCUGGCGUGUGGCGGCCUCGCCUUGCUAUGUUUGCGUCGGCGCGCCCGGUACUCGACCCUUGUGAUUGGCUUGCCCUACUUUGGCGCCAUGGCACUUUUGAUUGCCGUCGGUGCGGUCAUUGUCCUCUUUUACGUUGAAGACGAUGCGGAAGCAGAAGCUGUUUGA
Molecule: messenger RNA, 366 nt
Organism: Saprolegnia diclina VS20
Lineage: Eukaryota; Oomycota; Saprolegniomycetes; Saprolegniales; Saprolegniaceae
Exons: 4
Coding region: 1-366 (121 amino acids)
Source: RefSeq, a predicted model, not a curated record